This is a messenger RNA of Phialemonium atrogriseum, 2873 nucleotides long. Its product is annotated as protein sel-1 1. Gene Ontology annotation, molecular function: protein binding. The transcript is spliced from 4 exons. Gene Ontology annotation, cellular component: endoplasmic reticulum membrane. The record is from RefSeq and is a predicted model, not a curated record. NCBI's taxonomy places the organism in Eukaryota, Fungi, Ascomycota, Sordariomycetes, Cephalothecales, Cephalothecaceae. Gene Ontology annotation, biological process: ERAD pathway. The coding region runs from base 146 to 2692 and encodes 848 amino acids.
GAUCGAUUUGGACAGCUGGUAUCAUCCAACACCAAUAAAUCCGAUCAUGGCCGAAGUUCCCAUUCUAACAUCCGUCAUCAGCGACAUUUAGUAGUCCUGUGACAUGACGAAUCAUUACGAUUGCCUCUCUCUACGAUAGCCUACCAUGGGGCGCCUUUUCGUUUGCUUUAUCCUCCUGGUGCAGGCCCUCGUUUUUGCCUUCGCCGGAGCUCAGCAUGGCGCCAACUUGGAUAAGGAUGGCCGGGUCGAUAGACCAAACGCCGCCGGUGCGGCCUACACCGAAGUCGCGACUCCCCAGGGACGUGGUGCGCCUAUCCGGGAACCAGGGUCGGACCUCGUCGACGAUGCCAUGGCUGAAUUGAGAAAGAUACACCAUCCCUCCCAUCAUCGAAAACGGAAACCGCGCGGCAUCAUCGGCACAGUCCUGUACUAUGCCUUGAAAGCGGCCCCUAGUUUUCGCAUAAGUGCGCCGCCGGCCGAAUCCUCGACAACGACGAUCAGCGGACCUCUCCUCCAAGCGGUCAGGUUUCUCGAGGAGUCGUCGCAAAAGAACAACUCCGACGCACUCUACCUAUUGGCCGAGAUGAACUUCUACGGCAACUACUCGCACCCAAGGAAUUUCGAGGCUUCCUUUGAUUACUACCACAAGCUGGCGCAGCUCAAUGGGAACAGCUCGGCGUCGCACAUGGUUGGUUUCAUGUACUCGACUGGGGUCGGAGGUGCGGUGGAACGCGACCAAGCCAGAUCGCUGCUCUAUCAUACCUUCGCUGCAAACAGCGGGCACACAAAGUCGGAAAUGACUGUUGCGUACCGCUACCACGCGGGUAUAGGAACGCCAAAGAACUGCGAGACCGCUGUCAAGUACUACAAGAGAGUCGCAGACAAGGCCGUUGCGUGGUACCGGUCAGGCCCGCCGGGAGGGAUGAGCUGGUUUCAGGAAGCCUACCGCAUCGCCGACGAGACAGGAGGGGUCUUUGGCGAAGGUGCAAGCGUAUCUAGCGCCGGUGUCAACGCCGUCAAGGGACACCCAAAUUCCGGUGCUCACGCAUCGAUCGACGACAUCAUCGAGUACUGGGACCUGAUGUCGCAGAAAGGUGAUUUCAAGGCCUCUUUCAACCUCGGCCGCAUCUACUAUGAAGGCCAGAGGGGGUUGAAUCAGGACUUUAAGCUUGCGAGGGAGUACUUCUACGCCGUUACCCAGCGGUUUUGGAGGAAGGGCCGCGUUGUGGAAAAUCCCAAGCCAGGGCUGGAUAAGACCGCCGCCAAGGCUGCCGGUUACAUUGGGCGUAUGCACUUGAGAGGAGACGGAGUUGAGCAGAACUUCGACAGAGCCAAGAUAUGGUUUGACCAGGGCAUACUCUUUGGCGAUGCUCAAUCACAAUACGGCUUAGGGCUGAUACUGCUCCACGGGCUUGGUGUACCGCAGAACGUGGCCAGAGCGGCAGAGCUCUUCAAAUCCGCAGCCGAUCAGGACUUUGCUCCGGCGCAGGUGCAGAUUGGCGCUCUCUAUCUGGAUCAGGGUCAUGCCGACGAUAUUGGGAACGCCAACCACUUCUUCGAAAUGGCCGCAAGAUACGGCAACUUCGAAGCGUAUUACUACCUCGCGGAGAUGAACCUCGCCGGUAUUGGACGGGAGAAGUCGUGUAGUUCAGCAGCAAGUUUCUACAAGAGCGUGGCCGAGAGGGCAGAGCCAGUGGUUUCUGCCUGGGCCGAGGCCAACGCUGCCUAUGAAGACGGAGACUUGGAAUUGGCUUUCCUCGAGUACCUGGGUGCCGCCGAGCAGGGGUACGAGAAGGCCCAGAACAACGUCGCCUUCAUGUUGGAUCCGGAACAGUCGCGCCUGCCUCUCCCUGAGUUGCUAGGUCGGAAAAAAGAGAAGUCAUAUCUUUUGGAAAACCCUUCGCUGGCUCUCAUCUACUGGACGAGGUCGUCGAGACAAGGGAACAUCGACUCUCUGGUGAAAAUGGGGGAUUACUAUCUCCAGGGGAUUGGGACCGACUCGGACGUCGAGAAGGCUGUCCAGUGCUAUACCGGUGCGUCCGAGUACCACCAGAGCGCACAGGCGUUGUACAAUCUGGGCUGGAUGCACGAGAACGGGGUGGGCCUGAACCAGGACUUCCAUUUAGCUAAGCGCUACUAUGAUUCCGCACUGGAGACGAACGAAGAGGCCUAUCUUCCCGUCACGCUCAGCUUGCUCAAGCUGAGGGCGAGGAGCGCGUGGAACACCUUCACCCACGGCCGCAUCAACUCCAUCAGGGACGAGCCAGCCCCUAAAAAGGACUGGUCCCUGAGCGAGUGGAUCGCCAACUUCGUCCAGGACGACCUCUUCUUGUACGAUGACGCGGCAUACGACGACCUUUACGACGGCGCAAUGCCCGGUGGCGACUCGGACGUGGCAGGGGAUGUGGAUGAUGGGAUUAUCGAGAGCAUCAUCAUUGUGGGGCUGGCGGCGGCUCUUGUGUUUUUGGUUAUGUAUCGACAGCAAAGACAGCAGGCGGCGAGGAGAGCAGAGGAGCAUGCUGCAAGACGGCAGCAGCAGCGGCAUCAGCAGAGGCAUCAACACCAGCAGCAACACCAGCAGCAGCAGCAGCAGCAUGAGGAGCAGGGCGGCCAAGUGGCCGAGCCACAGGGCUUCCCACAAGCUGGCAACCCUGAUUUUGGCCAGUGGGCUGCUGGGGGCGUGGGGCAUUGAUUGAUGAUGGAUCAGAUAGAGGAUGGGCAUAUGUAUGUGUGUGAAUAGGAUCCACCAUGGCGUUAAAGGGUCAAUCACCACAAAAGGUACCUCCAAAAAGUACCUCGGAGGAGGUCAUAUCAGGAUUACGAGGUCUAGUCCUUCCUCUUCGUAGUGAAAUAAAUACUUCUCAUGACGUUGU